Molecule: messenger RNA, 951 nt
Organism: Pediculus humanus corporis (human body louse)
Lineage: Eukaryota; Metazoa; Arthropoda; Insecta; Psocodea; Pediculidae
Exons: 4
Coding region: 1-951 (316 amino acids)
Biological process (GO): protein deubiquitination; endoplasmic reticulum unfolded protein response
Cellular component (GO): cytosol; nucleus
Molecular function (GO): cysteine-type deubiquitinase activity
Source: RefSeq, a predicted model, not a curated record
AUGUCAAAUUUAAAUUUAAAAGUAAAAACAAAAACGGGACAAUUAGUGGUUAAAGAAUUAUCAAAGUUUAAUACAAUUCAUGAUUUAAAAGUGCAAUUAUCACAAAGAUGCAAAAUAUCUUGUAAUGCUUUACACAUAUUAUCUGGGUUUCCACCUAAACCAAUUAAUCUAACUAAUGGUUCACUAACUCUGGAUGCAAUAGGUUUAAAAAAUGGUGACACGUUAAUUGUAGAGGAAAAAGUAGAAUAUAUUCAAAAUAAGGAAAAUGAAUAUCCAAUAUCUAACGAUGAUAAAACUGCUCAUAUUUUAGAAGAACAAUUAACUUGCCCUGGUAUAUUAAUGAGAAAAGUUGUUCCUGCUGACAAUUCUUGCCUCUUUACAAGCAUUGGAUUUACAGUUACAGGAAAAGUUGACACCAUGUGUGGUAUGUACAUGAGAAAAAUUAUUGCCGAUUAUGUGGCUCAAGACACUGAAACAUAUUCAGAAGCCAUCUUGGGUAAAUCGCCGAAAGCAUAUUGUGAAUGGAUAAUGAAACCAGAUUCAUGGGGAGGAGCAAUAGAGUUAUCUAUUUUAUCAGGCCAUUAUGGUAUAGAAAUGGAUGUAGUCGAUACAGUGAAUGCUAUAAUUAAUCGAUUCGGAGAAGACAAAAAUUAUAAUCAAAGAAUUUUUUUAAUUUUCGAUGGAGUGCAUUAUGAUCCUCUGUACCUUGAACCAAGUUUGGUAAGUGAUAUACAAACCAUAUUUCCAAUGUCUGAUGAUAAUGUUUUUCAAGAAGCUAAAUUAUUGGCUCAACAAGCGAAAUCAUCUAGACAAUAUACUGAUGUUAAUAAGUUUUAUUUGAAAUGUUUAGAUUGUCAAAUAAUUAUGAAAGGACAAUUGGAGGCUCAAGACCAUGCCAAAACUUCGGGGCAUAUUAAUUUUGGAGAAGUAGCAAGUAUGUUUGAAACCUAA